AUCCGGAAGGAUAUUUAAAUACACUAUAAGAACUCCACUGGCGUCUAUGCAUGAAAGCUUGAUUAUUGCAACACAUUUAUUGUAAGCAGUAAAAUGACAUUUUUAAGACAAAGCUUACGUUUUUCGCGGCUGCCGUUUAUGUGCUGGAGGUGCAGGAGAUAUUCAUCUGCUCAUACUGGAGCCGUGGAGCGCGCCAUUGCGGCGUUUCGCGCGGUCAGUGGAGAUGAAGGCGUGUCUGUAGGUUUAGCUGUGAGAGAACAGCACGGGAGAGAUGAGUCCGUGCACAGAUGUCAACCACCAGAUGUGGUGGUAUUUCCCCGGUCUGUGGAGGAGGUCAGCGCUCUCGCCAAAAUUUGUCACCACCAUCGAUUACCCGUCAUCCCCUUUGGCACUGGAACGGGCUUGGAGGGAGGAGUUGGUGCUCUGAAGGGUGGUGUGUGUUUUAGCCUUAGGAAGAUGGACCAAGUGCUUGAUCUUCACCAGGAAGACUUUGAUGUAACUGUGGAGCCGGGCGUGACACGCAAAGGCUUGAAUGCAUAUCUGCGUGACACCGGCCUCUGGUUUCCCGUUGAUCCAGGUGCCGAUGCUUCUCUCUGCGGCAUGGCUGCAACGAGUGCCUCAGGCACCAACGCGGUCCGCUACGGUACAAUGCGUGAAAACGUCCUGAACUUGGAGGUGGUGCUUGCAGAUGGUAGAGUCCUCCAUACAGCAGGAAAGGGGCGUCGCCCAAGAAAGACUUCAGCCGGUUACAACUUGACAAACCUAUUUGUGGGAUCAGAGGGAACUCUGGGUAUUAUUACUAAAGCCACGCUCCGGCUAUACGGUAUUCCCGAGAGCAUGGUGUCAGCUGUUUGCUCUUUUCCAUCAGUCCAGUCAGCGGUGGACAGCACUGUAGAGAUCAUGCAGGCUGGAGUGCCCAUUGCCCGCAUAGAGUUUUUGGACGACGUGAUGAUAAACGCCUGCAAUCGCUUCAACAACCUGUCCUACGCUGUAGCACCAACUCUCUUCCUGGAGUUUCAUGGAAGUUCAAAGAGCAUGGAGGAGCAGGUGUCCAUCACAGAGGAGAUCACGCGGGAAAACGGGGGCUCGGAUUUUGCCUGGGCGGAGGAUGAGGAGAUUCGUGGCCGACUGUGGAAAGCCCGUCAUGACGCCUGGUACGCUGCCCAGGCCCUGAGGCCAGGCUGUAAGGCGUACUCUACAGACGUCUGUGUACCGAUUUCUCAGCUACCACAGAUUAUAGUGGAAACCAAAGAGGAUUUAAUCAAGAACAGUCUCACGGGUCCGAUCGCAGGACAUGUGGGUGAUGGGAACUUUCAUUGUCUAAUGGUGCUGGAUCCCAAUGACCCAGAUGAGGUGCAGAGGGUUCAUGACUUUGCACAGAGACUGGCCAGGAGGGCAUUGGAAAUGGAUGGAACUUGUACCGGUGAACACGGAGUAGGUCUAGGAAAGCGGACCCUUCUCCAGGAAGAGGUCGGACCCCUUGCUAUAGAAGUCAUGCAGGGUCUGAAGGCAGGCUUGGACCCUAAUGACCUCAUGAAUCCUGGGAAGGUGUUAUAGGUGUAGAUGCACUGCAGUUUAUGCAAACUAGAUGUCACGAAUAUGAGGUUUGUUUUCUAGUUAGAUGUUAUAAGAUGGGGUGUUGAUUCUGGGAAGAAACAUGGUUUCAAUCACAACACAAUUUGCACAUAGAAAAAAUGUUGACUCAUCACGUCUAUAUAUAUAUUAAUCUUUGCACGAUUAAAGCCACAGUAUGUAAGAUUUUUGUAAUAAUAUAUCUAAAAACCACAUGCACAAUGUGAUAUAUUUAAUUGAGUUGUGUACUUGCAUUAUCCCAAAAGUUGCCAAGGAUUUUUGUAAAUCCAGAGAAAUUCCUAUUUUAAAUAACAGCUCAUCCCUCGUCUCUUUUCUAAUCGUCUCCCUUUCAGUGACUUAAUAUCUGCGCUAUCCUGAGCUUCCGGUUGUAGAAACUAUGGCAACAUGAGUGGACAAAUGCAAUAGUGGCGGUUAUACAGCAUCUAACACGCAGCUGUUGGGCCUUGCAGCUAAUUCACUAUGAUGGCAUAAAAUAAUGAUCAAACAUGCAGAUAAAAGUCUCUUGAUGGUAAAAACAAAACUUCCCAACCACUCCUUCAUAACGUCAUUAAUUAAGCUUCGCCUUGGUUAUUGUGAAAUAGCAACCUCUAGUGGUGCAAAUCCUACAUAUUGUGGCUUUAAAGGGACACUCCACUUUUUAGAAAAUUUGCUCAUUUUCCAGCUCCCCUAGAGUUAAACGUUUGAUUUUUACUGUUUUGGAAUCCAUUCAGCCGAUCGCCAGAUCUGGCGGUACCACUUUUAGCAUAGCUUAGCAUAAACCAUUGAAUCUGAUUAGACCAUUAGCAUCACUGGCAACAUGAGUUAAUCAAAGACUAUGCUGCCGUAAGAUGGCUGCAGGAGGCGCAAUGGUAUUACGCAUUGCCCAAAAAUAGUCUCCUGCUAUUGAAAGUAACCAAGGGGACUAUUUUUGGUCGCUGGAUAAUAUCAAGAGUUAAGUUUUAAAUAGGAAAAAUAUCGAAACUCUUUGGUCAUUUUUGAGUGCAAUGCUAAUGGUCUAAUCAGAUUCAAUG
Messenger RNA from Paramisgurnus dabryanus, 2603 nucleotides. It is a transcript of the gene ldhd, whose product is annotated as lactate dehydrogenase D. Gene Ontology annotation, biological process: lactate catabolic process. The record is from RefSeq and is a predicted model, not a curated record. Gene Ontology annotation, molecular function: D-lactate dehydrogenase (NAD+) activity; FAD binding; D-lactate dehydrogenase (cytochrome) activity. NCBI's taxonomy places the organism in Eukaryota, Metazoa, Chordata, Actinopteri, Cypriniformes, Cobitidae. Gene Ontology annotation, cellular component: mitochondrion.